AUGGACAAGGACAGAUUUGAGCCUGAAAUAACCUCUCUGGUACGUCGCUACAGCGAAAAGGUGGCAGAAGAGAUGCCACAUGAUCCACUGGCCCAAUCCCUUGGUACAUGGGCGAAAGAUGAAAGAACAAAGGAGAAUGAAGAUACAGAAUGGCAAGAAUGGCUUCGGUUCAAACGACCUGCGAACGAGUCCGAUUCGGCACUUUUACAAAGACAAUGUGAGGAAGUAGCCAAGACAUGGGAGCAGUUCAAGAAACACUUUCCCAACCUCAGCCUACUAGAAGGUGUUUCUUCUUUACCGACUAUAGAGUCUCUCCAGGAGGAAGUGUGCGAGGCGCAAGCUAAAUGGGCCGCGAAGAAGGAGAAGGGCUUCGGUAAAGCCAAGGAUCACACAAUGUCUUUCCUAGAGACACUGGAAGGGCACAAAGCGCUCUUUAGCGUCAUUCCCAGUGGAGAUAAAUACACCAGUCUAUUCACUGGGGUAAUAUCCUCUGUUGUCAAGGCCUCCGUGAACUACGAACACAUCGCAGAAGGCUUCUCGCGCGCGCUAGCAGACAUGAGCGCUGACCUAAGAUUCGUGCAAGAGAGCACCGCCAUAUCGAGUAGCCCGCAAAUGAAGGAGCUUAUCGUGGAGCUCUACGUCCAAGUCUUCAAAUUUCUGUGCGAGAUGAUGACGUGGUACUCGAGUCCAGGUAUGCGCUUCAGAAAGGCAUUCAACAGUAGGUUCUACGACAAGCAAAUCGACAGCCGAGUCAAAGACAUCAGACUCCUCAUCAAACGUGUGGAGAGAGAGACAUCUAUCCAAACACAGAGACGUGUCAAAGUUCUCAAGCACGAUAUCAGAGGCGACGUAGAGUAUAUAGCCGAAAAGAACCGUCGCCAGCUAGAACAGUUUGUUGAUAGAAGAUUUUCUGAGUUGGCGGAAUCUAUGAUGCAAAUAAGCCUUGGCCGGAAUGCAGCCGGAUUGCUUUCGUCCAACGCACAAAGGAUGUUGCCAGAGUUUCGAGACAAAUUACUCAGCGAUGAAGAGAAGACAAUACUUGCAGGUAUAUACUCACGUAUGGAAAUCCCUGAGGAUGAUGGUGGGCAAAGCCCGCCGCCGGGGUUUGCACAGAAAGCUAUUCUUUCCCCAAGUUUUGAAGCACCUGAAGCCGCGAAGCAGAACAGGAGUGACAUACAGAGUUAUUUCGGAUCUGCCGAGAGGUAUGCGGAAGACGACAAAACCGUGGUCAGGAAAGAACUUCAGAGCUUCAAGGCGAGACAGGCACGGAUACCGGAAGAGAUCAUAGACCGAUUACGAACCUGGGUCUUGAGCCCCAAACAGGAGUCAGGGCAAGCGAGCGUCCUCUGGAUCGAAGACGCCGGGAUUGAGGGCUCCGAGGAGCCUUUGAGAGUUGCCGCAUACCAUAUCUACGAAGCAAGCUCCGGCGUGGAUAUACCUGCGGUGGCGUUCUUUCACAAGCGAGAGUAUUCGUUCCAGGACAAGGGCAUUUCGAGACACAGGGCUGGAACCGUGGCCUUGCUCUAUUCCUUGAUCCAACAGCUCUUACCAUUGAUGCCAGACGAAGUCGAUGAGCAAUGGAGCCUUGAAAAGAAGAGUUUCAAGAGGCUAGAUAUCGAUAUAAGGGAUUUGGAAGAGACGAGCAAAGGCGUCAAGACAGCACUCCAAAUCUUAGAGGCUCUAUUGGAGCUGGCCCCAUCCGCAAUCAUAUUCGUCAUUGAUGGAGUCGAGAAGAUCGAACAUCAGAAGAACAUCGCUGAGCUGAGGCAGCUAGACCAUUUGCUUAGGACCAAGGGAGACGUUUCGAGGCGGAAGAUCCUCUACGUUACAAGUGGAGCUUGUGUCUUCUUAGAUAGAGUCACACACCCCGUCACGGAGCGGGCAAAUACUGUGAGACUAGUACAGGCGAGACGGAGGAGCCCCAUGCCGGGGUCAGUGGGUCUUGAUGAAGCUCAUCUAUAA
Molecule: messenger RNA, 1962 nt
Organism: Neoarthrinium moseri
Lineage: Eukaryota; Fungi; Ascomycota; Sordariomycetes; Amphisphaeriales; Apiosporaceae
Exons: 4
Coding region: 1-1962 (653 amino acids)
Source: RefSeq, a predicted model, not a curated record